Messenger RNA from Erinaceus europaeus (western European hedgehog), 1481 nucleotides. It is a transcript of the gene PGK2, whose product is annotated as phosphoglycerate kinase 2. Lineage: Eukaryota; Metazoa; Chordata; Mammalia; Eulipotyphla; Erinaceidae. The transcript has a single exon. Gene Ontology annotation, cellular component: sperm fibrous sheath; cytosol; extracellular exosome. The record is from RefSeq and is a predicted model, not a curated record. Bases 128 to 1381 code for a protein of 417 amino acids. Gene Ontology annotation, molecular function: phosphoglycerate kinase activity; ATP binding; ADP binding. Gene Ontology annotation, biological process: gluconeogenesis; glycolytic process.
CGGGUCAAAGCUAAAGGACGUUGAGAGCUAACAUCCAUCCGGCCUCCCAGAAGCACUAACAUGGUUCUUCAUCCUUGACAUCCAGGAAUCAGCUGUGUGACUUUAUUUUUUCCCCCCUUUGGUCAAAAUGUCACUUUCAAAGAAGUUAACCUUGGACAAACUGGAUGUUAAAGGGAAGCGAGUCAUCAUGAGGGUAGAUUACAACGUCCCUAUGAAGAAGAACCAGAUUACAAACAACCAGAGAAUCGUGGCUUCCCUCCCAAGCAUAAAAUACUGUCUGGACAACGGAGCCAAGUCAGUAGUGCUGAUGAGUCAUCUUGGUCGUCCAGAUGGUGUCCCCAUGCCUGAUAAAUAUUCCUUAGGGCCCGUUGCUGCUGAGCUCAAGUCCUUGCUGGGCAAAGAUGUCCUAUUCCUCAAGGACUGUGUGGGUCCAGAUGUGGAGAAAGCCUGUGCCAAUCCAGCUGCUGGCUCGGUUAUCUUGCUGGAGAACCUGCGCUUCCAUGUGGAAGAAGAAGGCAAAGGUCAGGAUGCUUCCGGAAAUAAAAUCAAAGCCGAGCCAGCCCAAAUAGACGCUUUUCGAGCAUCCCUCUCCAAACUCGGCGAUGUUUAUGUCAACGAUGCUUUCGGCACGGCUCACCGGGCCCACAGUUCCAUGGUGGGAGUAAACCUUCCCCAGAAGGCCUCAGGAUUUCUUAUGAAGAAGGAGCUGGAGUAUUUUGCCAAAGCUUUGGAAAACCCAGAGAGACCUUUUCUGGCCAUACUCGGUGGAGCCAAAGUGGCAGACAAAAUCCAACUUAUCAAAAAUUUGCUAGACAAGGUCAACGAGAUGAUUAUUGGCGGUGGAAUGGCUUUUACCUUCCUUAAGGUGCUCAACAACAUGAAGAUUGGCGAUUCUCUGUAUGAUGAAGAGGGGGCCAAAAUUGUCAAAGAAAUUAUGGACAAAGCUAGCAAGAAUGGUGUGAAAAUUAGCUUUCCCGUUGACUUUGUCACUGCCGACAAGUAUGAAGAGAAUGCGAAAGUUGGGCAAGCCACUGUAGCAUCUGGUAUAUCUAAUGGAUGGAGAGCUUUGGACUGUGGUCCUGAGACUAACAAGAAGUUUGCUCAAGUUGUGGCCCAGGCCAAACUAAUUGUGUGGAAUGGACCUGUAGGUGUAUUUGAAUGGGAUGCUUUUGCUAGUGGAACCAAAUCCCUGAUGGAUGAAGUUGUUAAAGCCACUUCCAGGGGCUGCGUCACCAUUAUAGGAGGUGGAGACACUGCUACUUGCUGUGCCAAGUGGAACACAGAAGAUAAAGUCAGUCAUGUGAGCACUGGAGGAGGUGCCAGUCUAGAGCUUCUGGAAGGUAAAGUCUUGCCUGGAGUGGAGGCUCUCAGCAACCUGUAGUUGUCAAUACUUCUACCGCUUCUGUCUACGUCUCAGUUUAACAUUUGUUAUAUAAUCUACCUUGCAGACCAAGACAGUGAUCAAGAGUUAGGCCAACAUC